AUGGCCCAGAAAAGUCCGUCGACCGACAAGAGGGGAACGCUCCCUGUUGACGAUAGCGCCGAACCUUCCUCGCACAGAGAAUCCUAUCGAUGGCCAACACUCUACGAUGCAGUGGCCGGAAAGCUAGGGACUGGGGGGUUUCUGUCCACCGAACAGGUCAGAUCCAGCACUUAUCUGCCCAGUGGGCCCGAGGACUACCUCUUGCGGCGAACAAACAUACCUAGCGAUCUGCUUGAGAAGUCGUAUGCAACUGUGGCAGAGAUUGUAACUAGCGGUAAAUUGCCGGAUUCAGAGAUGCUCAAGGCGGUCCACACAUACGCCUCCGACUUCUAUUUCUCAGCAAAUGGCAAGGGGAAAUCUAAGAUUGACAUGCGUUCUCUCGAUGAGACAGCAUUGAUUGCUGUUGGCAUCUUACUCGAGGAGGCAGUAAGAGAAACUCUUGGAGAAAACGGGGACAUGGCUUUUGUGGAACCAGAAGGACUGGAAAACGGGCUGGGUGAGAGCAAAAUGACCAAACAUCAGAUCAAAGGGAGAGUCAAAUCAACGACGGUCCUUUCGCCUGUUCAGUACGAGGAUAGCCUGGUUAAAGAUGCCUCUCCAGCGAAAAGACUCAAGCGGUAG
Molecule: messenger RNA, 621 nt
Organism: Exophiala bonariae
Lineage: Eukaryota; Fungi; Ascomycota; Eurotiomycetes; Chaetothyriales; Herpotrichiellaceae
Exons: 1
Coding region: 1-621 (206 amino acids)
Biological process (GO): nucleolar large rRNA transcription by RNA polymerase I
Cellular component (GO): RNA polymerase I upstream activating factor complex
Molecular function (GO): RNA polymerase I cis-regulatory region sequence-specific DNA binding
Source: RefSeq, a predicted model, not a curated record